AUGAGCGCGUGCAUUCCUGCUGCGGGUGGUGGCGGUGGUGGCGUGGUACGGGCGCUGGUGUUGCGACGCAUGCAUGUUGCCCACCUGCAGCAGCGCCAUAGUUUCAAAUUCAACCCCUGCUGGUGCCAGCUGCGUGCGUGCAGCAAAGGCUUGGCAUCGGUCCCAGCAGGAAAACUGCCGCGCGACGCCAUUGCGUUGUUCCACUCACCCUGCAGCAGUGCAGCAACAAAUGCAGCCGACAUAACCAUCGUGACGGAUGAGUUGGCUUUCAACCAGCUGCUCGCGGAGGUGCUCAGGCGCGACGCUGAGGGUGUCAACGGCGUCGUGCGUGACUUGCAGCGUGUAUUGAAACAGAAACGCGAGGAACUCGCCCCGCUGCUAGCCGCCAAGAACCGCAUUGAUGCCGUAGUCGAUGGGCGCUAUGUCCCGCUUCUGCGCUUUCUCACGCUGAUCUUUCUUCUUGUGCAGUUCGCCGUGCUCUUCCGCUGGGUCUUCGUUGUGUUCGACUGGAACCUUGUGGAGCCGAUGACGUAUUUUCUCGGCUACACUGUUGUUUGGUUGAGCAUUGUCUUCCAUUGCCACUACACGCGGGAGAUGACGUGGGAGGCGAUGGUCGACGUGGUAGCGCAGCGGCGUCGCGCACGGCUGUACCACAAUGCGGGGAUUGAUGCAGUGGCACUGGCGCGCAUGCAGCAGAAGGUGCAGACCAUCGAAGCAGUACUGUCAAGAUACUGA
Trypanosoma grayi is the source of this 735-nucleotide messenger RNA. RefSeq lists its product as hypothetical. Gene Ontology annotation, molecular function: uniporter activity; calcium channel activity. Lineage: Eukaryota; Euglenozoa; Kinetoplastea; Trypanosomatida; Trypanosomatidae. The record is from RefSeq and is a predicted model, not a curated record. Gene Ontology annotation, biological process: calcium import into the mitochondrion; mitochondrial calcium ion homeostasis. Bases 1 to 735 code for a protein of 244 amino acids. Gene Ontology annotation, cellular component: mitochondrial inner membrane; uniplex complex. The transcript has a single exon.